AUGGAUGAUGAUGAAUUAUAUCAACACGCAAUGGGGCCAAUUGAGCUCCAACAUCAGCAAUAUCAUCAACAACAUCAACUACAACAUGGCAAUAGUUUCUAUGAUCAACAACAGCAAAAGCUCAACUAUCCAUAUCCAGAUAUUCAAUCCCAAUUUACAUAUGGCUCACAAUCUAUUUCACAGGACUCUCAUGGUUCUUUUGCUUCAAAUUCUUCACAUCUUCAAUAUCCUCAACAAUCUAAUCAAGUAUUCCAACCUCAAAGUUAUUAUAUCCAACAACAACCACAGUCACAACAACAAUCUGUGAUAACGUCACCUGAAGAACAAUAUUAUUAUCAACAAAAUUUUCAGAAUCAAUAUCAUCCCCCGUUAUAUGCUAAUCCUUCUUCUUAUCCUGAACUACAAAAUCAUAAUCAACAACAAGAAGAGCAACAGGAACCAAAAAAGGGUGUUGAAAAUCCAUAUGAUAAUCCAAAUCCAGUUCAACAAAAAUACACACCAAUAACCACUUUGAACGAUUUAUCAAAAGAUCCAUCAGAAAUUAGUUCGAGUAAUGGUAAACACUCACAAUCCACAGCUUCUGAUAUGAAACAUCCAAUUGAAAUUAUAUCAAGCAUGGCACCACAAGUAAACUCAUCAACUAAUUUAAAAAAUCAGCUUAAUGAGCAAAACAAUGCAACCACACCAUUUGGUAAUGGAUCAAUUUCAUCAUAUUCAUCUAAAAAUUCACCAUUCAAUGAUGAUAACGAACAAUAUCAAAACUUGGAUGUUAUAACUAAUGCAUUCACAUCAAGAAAUAGAUCUGGGAAUAGCUUAGAGAUUUCAAAUCCAAAUACUGUCAGAUUAAUACCACAUGAUUCUUCACCACCUCAAUUUGAUUUGAAAAAAUAUCCUGAAUUUUUUGAUGAAACAACACCAAAUGCUUUUGCCAGAAUUUUCUUGUUAAGAGAAGUUCACAAUAGGUUGACUUUGGCGGCAAAAGAUCCAAAUCUUUACAAUGGUAUGUUGGCACAAGGCUUGGGGAAAUUAGCAUCACAACUCCCUGAAUUAGAGGGUCUUUUUUUCAAAUAUAGAGGAUUAGUUAUGAACGAUGUUAGAAAUGGAUUAUCAAACUUAACUGAUUCAAAUGCUGAAACUUUAUUAGUCUUGACAAGUUUAUUGAAUAGUUCAUCUAUUUAUAUCAAAAGUAUUAAAAUCAAAGAUUUCUUUUCAUUAGCAUCAGGACCAAGUGUUUUAUUAAAAACUGGGUUUGAAAAUCCGGACCAAUAUCCUAAAUCAUUCAUCAAAUUGAAAAAUCAUGCAGAUGGGUUGUUAUUCACUGCCAGAUCAGUAUGGAGUCCAAGAUAUAAUCAUAAAUCUUUAUAUGAAUUUUUGGAAAUUAUAAAAGAAUUUGGUUCCCAAUAUAUCGAAGAUGAAGAUCAAUAUAAUCAUGAUGAUCUAAUAAGGGUACAAUACGGCCAAUUGAUUUCAUUUAUUGAAUAUGCGUUAGAGGUUCUGGAAAAUUAUCAAUCAAAUGAACAUGUUUUAUGUUAUCCAGUGGAUAAGAUUUAUAGAUUGGUUCAAUUAUGGUAUUUCACUGUUCCCUCAAAUAUCUAUACUUUUGGUUCCAAAACACCAGCUGUGGAGAAAGUUUUUUAUACAUUUUGGUUUGCGCUUGGUGAUUUAAUGGAGGAGAUACUUGUUGGUUCAAGGUAUGUUUUCGGAUUUCUAUUUAAUGGGUUUUAUCUAUUAUUCCCGUUUAAAAAGGAACAUUUAUACAAAGGUAUUGAGGAUCAGAACAUUUUGAAGUAUGCAAAUUAUUCAUGUCGUAUAAUUGCAUUUUUGAACAGAAGAAAGGCAUAUAUUGUCAGAAAUACAGUCUUGAAUGAUCCAAUCCCAGCAUAUUUUGAUACAAAUGAUCGUUUCAAACCAAGAGCUUUAGACAUUCAUGAACGUUGCAUUACGAGCUUUAAAAACACCAUUAUCAAACCUCAUAAUUAUCCAAGUGAAGCUGCUACAAGUGGGAAUCUGAAAAGUGAUGUUAAUUAUUACAAGACACAGGAUAAAGAUGAAGAUUCUACAUCCACUUUGUUUGAUGAUUUUAAUACAUCAUUAGGUAACGAUGAAAGUGACUCAUAUGAUGAGGUUGAUCAUUUAGAUGUUAAUGUCAAGACAGGUUUAUUAAAUAAAGAUUUCGAUCCAAGGUUCACAGAUCCUAUAUUCCAAAGUAAUGUUGUGUUCCAGAAUGCAGAUUUAAACUUUUUGAAUAAGUAUCAUGAAGAUAGAAAGCUGGUUAUACAACUAGAUAUCAAAGACUAA
Messenger RNA from Hansenula ciferrii, 2298 nucleotides. Its product is annotated as Zinc finger protein. Bases 1 to 2298 code for a protein of 765 amino acids. NCBI's taxonomy places the organism in Eukaryota, Fungi, Ascomycota, Saccharomycetes, Phaffomycetales, Wickerhamomycetaceae. The record is from RefSeq and is a predicted model, not a curated record. The transcript has a single exon.